This is a messenger RNA of Fomitopsis serialis, 1685 nucleotides long. RefSeq lists its product as uncharacterized. The transcript is spliced from 2 exons. The record is from RefSeq and is a predicted model, not a curated record. Lineage: Eukaryota; Fungi; Basidiomycota; Agaricomycetes; Polyporales; Fomitopsidaceae. The coding region runs from base 9 to 1316 and encodes 435 amino acids.
CGUGGUAUAUGCUGGAAGAUCAUUCAAGUGGUCGACCCCUGCUACCCCGCCUUCGUACUCUGGUGGUUAUCGAGAUUGAUGCCACCAAGCUAGGUGCUUUGAUGCUCUUGAUCUCGCCUUCUCUCCGAAGACUCAGGAUGUCGUUCAUGGAGGGAUCGUUUGCCGUGGAAUCUGCAAGUCAUUCGCAGCCGUCAGCUACUGAUUCCCUUCUCCCUCACGUCAUCGCCGCUGUUCCUGACCUGACCGAUUUCUGGAUAGAAUGUGGCCUGCCAGAAGACCUGCCUCCGCGCUACCUGUCCGAGCUCGCACGACUGGAGCGACUCGAGAAGCUCAACAUCAUUUACUCCGGAGCCGUCGUUGACCACGAAGCUCUCCGAUGCAUCUCUUAUAUGACUGCGCUGCGCGCCGUCGAGCUCUCCAUCUGCCUCGACAGUAUUGGUCUCUCGGAACCCCUGCAGCUUGGCGAGGCGUUCCUCGGCCUUGAAGACGUACAUCUCUCUGGCAGUAUUCACGACAUCCGCCGCGUAUUCGAAGCCGUCCAAUUCCCGAAAUUAGCCAGUCUCGGGCUGUCCAUAUCGACAGCACCGACGAUGGAGGUCUUGACGGACUCGCUCGCCAUGGUGUGCGACAGGGUCUCCAGAUCCACGACUGAGGUCCAUCUAUUCAUCUCUGCCGAGAUGGACUCACCAGACAUCUCCCUGAGUGACAUCCUCCAACCGUACCUCCCCUUCCGCGAGAUGACCAGCAUGAACAUCGAGUUCGACUACCACCUCCCCGGCUGGCAGGACGAAGACAUGCUCGCCUUCGCAGAUGCCUGGCCCGUUCUCGACCACUUCUACUUGGCCUGCGCUGCGGAUGCUAUUCGAGGCGCGCCACUCCCACUCCCAAGCCAGCCGACGGUCGCUGGGCUAAUCGAGCUCGCACGCCGCUGCCCUCGGUUGAGAUACGUCACGAUGCCUUCGCUGGACGUCAGGACGCUUCCGUCGCCGCGCGAGGUGCCGCCGGUCGAGCACCAGUCGAUGCAGUACCUGGAGGUCAGCAGGUACGUCGGGGGAGGGACGGCGAACCUGCUUGACCUCGCGGUCAUACUUGACGUCCUGUUUCCACGCCUGAAACGGAAGCGUUGCUGCGUCAGGGCGAAGGACGGCGUUGCACCGGAUAACACGGAUGCAGAACACCUCUCUGUGCGUAUGACAGAGUUGCUGUUGGCAGCGCUGUCGGCACGCAGAGAAUUGCUCGACGGGACCCCAACUGCGGAGGCAUCUGGCGGCCCGGCGGGGUGGGGUGAGAGUGCUCAGGCAGAUCAGCCAGCGUAACUCGAGCGAAGAGCAGGGAUAGUAACCGGGGAUAGCACAGACAGACAGCGUCAGUCGUCGUCGCUCGUGUCGCGCCGUUUUCUGGUCAAGCGAUCGUGUUUAGAGGACGACAUGCAUGUUUGACGGUAGAGAUCGCGCUGAACGAGAGUAGUACAUGUUCAAUAGACCCGACAUUCGUCCGAAUGUGGAAAAGAUGAGUGGCCGAUUCCCCAUAGGCCACAAAGCUCCUCGAAAAGGCAGUUCAAGUACGGUGGCUUAGAAACACGGCCACGUGAUCGUUCACGCGUAUCCACUUCCCGGCCCCUAUUGUGUUUGACAUAGAAGAUAAAAUGGGACUCAUACAUGAUCGCGUCUGGGCGUGAAGCAGAC